Schistocerca americana (American grasshopper) is the source of this 1708-nucleotide messenger RNA. RefSeq names its product myrosinase 1-like. The transcript is spliced from 11 exons. The record is from RefSeq and is a predicted model, not a curated record. Gene Ontology annotation, molecular function: beta-glucosidase activity. The coding region runs from base 31 to 1569 and encodes 512 amino acids. Lineage: Eukaryota; Metazoa; Arthropoda; Insecta; Orthoptera; Acrididae. Gene Ontology annotation, biological process: carbohydrate metabolic process.
CGUGGCACCUUUAGUUGUGAGGCAGAGACUAUGUUAUCCAAACGAGUAGUGUUGCUGCUAGCUGCGUGCCUGGUCUCCAUAGCAGAAGCCGCGCUCUGGCCGGCGGCAGCCGACUCCCACCAAUCUCCGCUCACUCUCUCGCGAGCGGGGGCCGUCAACCAGUUCCCUGACGGCUUCAUGCUGGGCGCAGCCACCGCUGCCUACCAGAUCGAGGGCGGCUGGGACGCCGAUGGAAAGGGUGAGAGCAUAUGGGACCGGAUGUUGCACGAACAUCCAGAAUACGGCACCAACGGCGACAACGGGGAUGUGGCCUGCGACUCGUAUCACAAGUAUGCGGAGGACGUACAGGCUCUGAAGAAUUUGAGUGCAAACGUGUACCGAUUCUCCAUAUCAUGGCCACGAAUUUUACCAAACGGGGAUACCGAUGUUAUUAACCAGGCAGGCAUCGACUACUAUAACAAUGUCAUCAAUCUGCUUUUAGAAAAUGAGAUUCAGCCGCUGGUGACAAUGUAUCACUGGGAUCUUCCUCAAGCGCUGCAGUAUAUUGGCGGAUGGCCAAAUUCCAUUCUAGCGGACUACUUUGUCGAAUACGCGCGGGUGCUCUUCGAGAACUUUGGCGACAGGGUGAAGUUCUGGAUAACAUUCAACGAGCCUCCGGCGAUUGUGAGCGGUUACGCCAACCAGGGCGGGGCUGCACCCAGCCAGCCCGCUCCAGGCAUCGGAGACUACCUGGCGGCCCACACGCUCAUCAAGGCGCAUGCGCGGGUCUAUCACAUGUACCAAGAGCAAUACAAGGCCUUGCAGCAAGGAUACGUGGGCAUCACGCUUAAUUGUGACUGGUACGAACCAGUGACCAACUCAACUGAAGACGUAGAAGCAGCCGAGCGCGGCAUUCAGUUCAUGAUGGGACAUUACGCGCACCCCAUCUACAGUGAGGAGGGCGACUACCCUCCUGUGAUGCGGCAGAGGGUGGACGCCAACAGCGCCGCAGAGGGGAGGCCACGCUCCAGGCUGCCUUCUUUCACCAGUGAGGAAGUCGCCUACAUCAGGGGAACGUCCGACUUCUUCGGUCUCAAUCACUACUCGACGCUGCUCGCUACAUCCGGAGAGACUGGCAGCGUUCCGUCCAAGGAACACGACUCAGGCGUCAUCAGCUACGGUGACGACUCUUAUCCUCAAGGAUCCGCUAGCUUUGUCAGGGUAAUCCCAUGGGGUUUCCGCAAACUUCUCAACUGGAUUGCAGCUGAAUACCCAGGAUACCCCAUAAUCGUGACAGAGAACGGCUACCCAGACUGGGGCGGUCUGGAUGACAAAAAUCGCACCAGCUACUACACGAGUUACCUAGCAGAAAUGUUGAAAGCAAUCAAUACUGAUGGCAAUAACGUAAUUGGUUACACGGCUUGGAGUCUACUUGGCAACCUGGAAUGGUCCUCUGGCUUUACCAUUAAAUUCGGCCUGUAUCAGGUCGACUUCAACGACACUGAGCGACCCAGGACAGCGAAGGACUCGGUGCAGACUAUAUCUCAGAUCUACUCUAACAAGGAGUUGCCCAUAGAGUACUUCCCAUGAUAACAUGUACAUGGCUUUUAUAUGCUUCAAAAGACAAUGUAAUGCAACAGCAAAGAUUAAAAGGCAUAAACUUUGUACAUGAUUGUGGGUCUACGGCACACAACUCAUAUUCUAUAUAAAUAAAAUAAAAAUAAAUAAA